GCCGGUCGGCCUACCUACGAUACAUUACGCACCAGUCCCGAUCAAAACUGUUGAGCAGACAAACUUCUCUUCGUCUCCCUCAAAAUUUUAUUCCCAACACUCUCUCGGGAAGCUGGGGAAGGCGGUAUGGAGAAUGUGGAUAUUCAUACGACGCCAGCUUUGGUGCCUCCUCCGGGUAUUACACCAAACCUACAGAACCCGUACUCUCUGGAACGAUAUAUUAUUGCCACUUCUGUGAUAUGUCUAUUUUUAGCGACUUCCGCAACUCUGGCACGGACGUUCACAAAAGCGUAUAUUCUCAAAAAGAUGCAGUUGGAAGACUACUCCCUGAUAUUUUCCACUUCUGGCUUCGCGGCCUUUACUGCAGUAAUAGUUGCCGCUGGAGAAGACGGCGCAGGCCGACAUCAAUGGAACGUAUCCAUCGCAAUGACACAAAGGAUCGGAAUGUACGCCAACGUUGUUGAAAUACUCUAUCCACCGCUCAUGUUCGCCGCCAAAUUCGCCGUGCUCGUCCAGAUCCAGCGCAUAUUCACUGCUCACAAGAAGGACUUUAUCUAUUGGUCCGUUCUGGUCUUAAUUGCCGCGAAUAUCGUCAUGUAUGCCACUAUUUUCUUUGUGUUCAUUUUCGCAUGUAAUCCGAGGGAGAAGAUAUGGAUGCCCCAUCUAGCAGGAAAGUGUUUGAGUGUGAACGCGGCAAUUAUUGCGACAGGUGUAAUGAAUCUAGUCUCGGAUUGUACGAUUCUUGCGCUUCCCUUAAUGGGCAUAAGUGAGUUGCAGAUGCCGUUGAAAAAGAAGAUUGGAGCAGGUGCCGUCUUUGCGACGGGCGUGCUGUGA
Messenger RNA from Lindgomyces ingoldianus, 834 nucleotides. RefSeq lists its product as uncharacterized. The transcript has 4 exons. The record is from RefSeq and is a predicted model, not a curated record. Bases 127 to 834 code for a protein of 235 amino acids. Lineage: Eukaryota; Fungi; Ascomycota; Dothideomycetes; Pleosporales; Lindgomycetaceae.